Messenger RNA from Adineta steineri, 263 nucleotides. The record is from the annotation of a GenBank genome assembly. NCBI's taxonomy places the organism in Eukaryota, Metazoa, Rotifera, Eurotatoria, Adinetida, Adinetidae.
AAACUUUUAAAAUAUCACCAAAAAAAAAUCUAUUUUUAACAAGUACACCGAAAACUUCUUCAAAUGAAAAUAUUUUACUUAAACCUUAUCUGACAUCAACACCACGUCGAAAUAAACAUCAAUCAACAGAUAUCAUACCAUUGAAACGUCUUCUGUAUAAUAAUAAAGAUUCCAAUCGACAACGACAUUCAACUAAACGUUCCAUUGUUCCACGUCGUAGUUCUUUAAUUCCAAUUGAUGAAAAUUAUCCACAAUGGAUCUAA